AUGUUGUCGUUCGGCCACUGUAUCGUCUAUAUUGAACAGAAAGAACAAGUUCUAUUUUUAUUUAUGGAUGCUAUUGAUUUACAUAUAAGUUCAACGUCCUAUCCACCGUUUUUACAAGAUUUUCAAUCUGAUCCUUGUCAAGUAUGCUCUGAACAAUCUUCAGGAUGGCAUUGUGGUGCUGUUACAUGCGAAGCGUGUAAAAAAUUUUUUCUUCGAUCAAUAAAUGAAGAAUAUUUAAAAUAUAAAUGUGUUAGAGAUAAAAAAUGCCUUAUUACCAGAAGUACAAGAACACAAUGUCAAUAUUGUAGAUAUCAAAAAUGUAUUCAAGUUGGAAUGAAAAUAAAUGAAGAAAAUCAAAAUUCAAAAAUUGAAGAUAUUUUUAAGCAAAUUCCGUGUUCCUGUUGUACGGCUCCAUCAUCGGGUAUUCAUUUUGGUGCUAUGACUUGUGAAGGAUGUAAGGGAUUCUUUCGACGGACAAUGAAAGAACGUACAUCUCAACGUUAUACAUGUUUGGAAUCGAAUAAUUGUGAGAUUAAUACAUCAACAAGAAAUAUAUGUCGUGCUUGUCGAUUUCAAAAAUGUAUCAAUGCUGGAAUGAGUAUUGAAGGUAGUCGAAUUGGUCGACAAAGUAAUUUAUUCAAACAAAAAAUGUUAAGUAUGCAGAAAACGGGCAAUAUUCCAUCAUCAUUACUCAAUGCUCUCACAAAUAAUGAUUAUGGUAUGAGAACGUUUGGAAAUAAUUUGAGAUAUAACAAAACGAUAGAUAAAUCCGUUUCAAUAGUUAAUAUGGAAGAGAAACUUGAACCACAUGUUAGAUCUUUAAUAUCAAUUAUUGAAGAAGCUUAUUGCAACAAUAUUAAAGAAAUUCCUUCGUGUAUAGACAAAAUGAAUAUUUGGGAUACGUGCAUUAGUCAAUUGGAAGAGUAUGCAAAACGAAUUAUGAAUUUUUCAACAGAAAUACCAGGAUUUUCAACAUUUGCUCAUAGCGAUCAUCUACUAUUAAUUCGAUCAUCUGUUCAUUCUGUUAUAUUAUUAUGUUUAUGUACUCAAGCAUUACAAUAUCAUUCUCAACAUCUUCUUUAUUCGCGUGAUUAUCAAAGACAGUCUGAUCAACAAUACCAUCUUAAUUUAAUAAAUAAUAAUAAUAAUAAUAACCAAAUAGAUUGGAAUUAUUUUAAUGCUCAUGAAUCUGAUCUAUGUGAACGAUUACAAAUAAAUUUUAGUGUAUUUUUUGAAAUUAAACGAAUUAUGUUUCAUUCAAUUGAAAAUGAAUUAGAACAUUUAGAGUUAGAUGAUAAAGAAUUAUCAUUAACACUUGCUCUACUCAUUACAUCAACAGUGAAUUCAAAAUUAAUUGAUCAAAAGAAAAUUGAACAACUUCAAGUCGAUUUGUUUUGUGCAUUAGCCGAUUAUAUGGAUGCAAAACGUGGCACAAAUAAUAAAGAUUAUUAUGUUUUAACAAUUCAAAUUCCCAUUAUUCGUCGUAUAAACAGUAUUAUUGCUUCGUCAAUUUAUCAUCUGAACAGUGUAUGUCCUCAACCGUUUCGUAUACCAAAAUUUUUCUUACAAGACGAUUUGUUAGAUCAAAAUAGAUUAGAACAUAACCAUGAUAAUUUUUUAUUUUAA
Molecule: messenger RNA, 1626 nt
Organism: Didymodactylos carnosus
Lineage: Eukaryota; Metazoa; Rotifera; Eurotatoria; Philodinida; Philodinidae
Source: the annotation of a GenBank genome assembly